AAACUUAUUAAAUAGAUCAAUAUGGUUCACGAAGAAGACAGUGUAGGUGCUGAUAGUUUCUACCUGCGCUACUAUGUCGGCCACAAGGGCAAGUUCGGCCACGAGUUCCUAGAGUUCGAGUUCAGACCGGACGGCAAAUUGAGGUAUGCAAACAACUCCAACUACAAGAAGGACACAAUGAUCAGGAAGGAGUGUGUAGUUAGCAAAGCUGUACUUGAGAAACUCAGAAACAUGAUAAUGGACAGUGAAAUUAUGAAGGAAGAUGACGAACAGUGGCCUCAGCCGGACAGAGUGGGCAGACAGGAGCUGGAGAUAGUGAUGGAGAAGGAGCACAUCUGCUUCACUACUUCUAAGAUCAACUCACUAGUCGACUGUACCCAAUGUCAGGAUGCAGAGGGACUGAGGGCCUUCUACUAUCUCGUACAGGACUUGAAGUGCUUUGUCUUUGCUCUUAUUGGCAUGCACUUCAAAAUAAAACCCAUCUAAUCACCCUGUACAUCAAUGAACGAUCUAGAGUAAUAAUAAGACAACCAGUUCAUUAACAGCGAUGCACUGCAUUAGUGUCUUUUUGUGAAAAUCUGAACUGUUCGUUGAGAAAGAGGAAUAGAUUUCUCUCUAUUCAUGUAUCUCAAAACUGGAACUUUGUCUUUGCAUCCGUAAACUAUAUUCGGAUCAUGUUGAAAGGUGCGGUAAAUUAUGGUAGUUUGAGAUUUUCCCUUUUAUCUUGUUUUUUUUUGUAAAGUCUGUGAAUUCAAUUUUGUUGUUCAA
Symsagittifera roscoffensis is the source of this 768-nucleotide messenger RNA. RefSeq names its product protein mago nashi homolog. Lineage: Eukaryota; Metazoa; Xenacoelomorpha; Acoela; Convolutidae. Gene Ontology annotation, cellular component: catalytic step 2 spliceosome; exon-exon junction complex; nucleus. Bases 22 to 486 code for a protein of 154 amino acids. Gene Ontology annotation, biological process: RNA splicing. The record is from RefSeq and is a predicted model, not a curated record. The transcript is spliced from 3 exons.